Molecule: messenger RNA, 1236 nt
Organism: Talaromyces marneffei
Lineage: Eukaryota; Fungi; Ascomycota; Eurotiomycetes; Eurotiales; Trichocomaceae
Exons: 3
Coding region: 1-1236 (411 amino acids)
Biological process (GO): vesicle-mediated transport; mitotic spindle elongation
Cellular component (GO): Golgi membrane
Source: RefSeq, a predicted model, not a curated record
AUGCCUGCAGACUACCAGUCCACCGCGCGGGCUUUGUCACUUCCAGUCUCAGAGCCUGAAGAGCAGGAAUCUCCUCUAUCCCCCGGCCUCCGGCCACCAUGGAGCCACUCCCCAAACUCAUCGCGACGCGGCUCUCGACGACAAUCCACAAUGGGGGAGGCCGUCUCAUUCCGCGAUCGAAUGAUCAAUCAGGCUGAAUCUUUUUAUCGGGCAGCCAAGGACCGAUGGGAGAGAAUGACCCUGGUUCAAAAGACGUUAUACUUCUUAGGAUCGCUUUUGGUCGGCGCUCUUGGUAUAGCGUCUUUGAUUCUUGCGGGACAUAUAUUCAUUUGGCUAGGACCAGUAGCUGAGCAAUGGGAGCAUUCAGCGGGGGCAUAUGCUCUGGUGUGGUUUUCGAUUAUCCUAGUAUCCUUUCCUCCGUUGGUUGGUUGGUCAACACUUGGAACUAUAUCAGGGUUUCUUUUUGGAUUCUGGAGGGGAUGGAUCGUCUACGCAUCGGCUACUGUUGUAGGCUCGACAAUAUCCUUUAUCGUUUCCCGAACGGUUCUUUCAGGCUUCGUCAAACGCAUGAUGGAGCACGACAAGCGAUUCGCUGCGCUUGCGCUAACACUCAAAUAUGACGGCCUCAAACUUCUCUGCAUGAUUCGACUUUGUCCGUUACCAUACUCGAUCUGUAACGGUGCCGUAUCGACAUUCCCUACAGUGAAGCCUCUCAGCUAUAGUCUUGCUACAUUGAUUGUUGCACCCAAAUUCAUGGUGCCUGCAUUUAUUGGGAGCCGCAUCCGUAUCUUAUCGGAGAAUAAUGAACAGAUGAGCGCUGGCUCCAAGGCGAUUAAUAUCAUUAGUAUUAUUGUGUCGGUCUCUAUUGGCGUUGCCACUGGGAUAUAUAUCUAUAGAAGAACAUUGGCUCGCGCUAAAGAGCUCGAAGCCGAAGAACGGGCCGGUAUCCGACGAUCUAUACAAGAAGACCACGCCGCAGGACGUCCUCAUGGCGACUUUUCAGAUGAUCCCGACGUCAAUGCGGCGGUAAAAACCCUAGCUCGCGAUGAGGAAGCACAACUUGGAUUUUAUGACGAGGACAACAUCGAUAUUGACGUUGAAGGAGGCGAAUUGGCCGAAACCCAUGGUAAUAGAUCUUAUCGGGACGAGUUCACCGAUAAUGAUUCUGAUGUCUUUGAUGACGGUGAUGGUGAUGAGUCGGACACGUAUGGAUUGCAUACUCAUGUGAGACAGUAA